This is a messenger RNA of Penicillium brasilianum, 426 nucleotides long. Lineage: Eukaryota; Fungi; Ascomycota; Eurotiomycetes; Eurotiales; Aspergillaceae. The record is from the annotation of a GenBank genome assembly.
AUGAUCAAACGUGGUUCCCAAGUAACGCGGUUCACCAACCGCGACUCGGCUUUAGAGAUAUUGGAGCUUGUCUUGCCAAUGAAGCCUAUUCCGCUGGAGAUUCAAUUAGAGCUUGUCGAUCAGGACAAAAGUUUGGUUGAAACAGCAGCUGGCAAAUCUGUGAAUGAAGAGCUGAAUCGACUCGAACAGAGACACGAAGAUGAACUCCGGAAAAUCAAGGAGGAAUACUAUCUCGCUAUUCAGGAAAAGGACAAGGAACUACAAGAUCACCUCAAAGACGCACAACGCAAAAUUGAUCGAGACCUCGAUAAGAUUCAUCGUCAGCAAGAACAGUUGAGAGCGGAACGUCGGGCAGAUGAUCGGAGGCGAAAGAACGAGUUCGACCUUCAGAUCCAGAGAAUGCAAAGCUCAGCACGACCAAUUUGA